Molecule: messenger RNA, 1603 nt
Organism: Ipomoea nil (Japanese morning glory)
Lineage: Eukaryota; Viridiplantae; Streptophyta; Magnoliopsida; Solanales; Convolvulaceae
Product: serine carboxypeptidase-like 2
Exons: 14
Coding region: 58-1491 (477 amino acids)
Biological process (GO): secondary metabolic process; proteolysis
Molecular function (GO): acyltransferase activity, transferring groups other than amino-acyl groups; serine-type carboxypeptidase activity
Source: RefSeq, a predicted model, not a curated record
UAUUCACCGGAUCGCUUUGGGGAAAUUAACGCAUACUAACACUACCCCAGAAAAAGAAUGUGGAGUGGCUACUCUGCUAGCUUGGUCGUCGUCUUCUUCCUUGUAGUGGCGGCGUUGUUCAAUCUCAGCUGCCAUAGCCGCCAUGUAGAAGCUGCAGCUUCACCUGUCAAGUUUCUUCCUGGCUUUGAUGGUCCUCUUCCUUUUCAUCUGGAAACUGGGUACAUAGGCGUGGGAGAGAAUGAAGAAGUGCAAUUAUUUUAUUAUUUCAUAAAGUCGGAUUCAAAUCCAGAAGAAGACCCUCUAAUUCUUUGGAUUACAGGAGGCCCUGGCUGCUCUCCAUUACGUGCUAUCAUUCAAGAAAUUGGACCAUUGCUUAUUGAACCAGUGGAGUAUAAUGGGAGCUUGCCCAGGUUGCUACCAUUUCCCUAUUCAUGGACUAAGGUAGCUAGUUUUAUAUUCUUGGAUUUGCCUGUCGGUACUGGAUUUUCAUAUGCUACAACUUCAAAUGGUGCUCAAUCUGAUAAUUUUUUGACGGGUAGCAAUGCAUAUGAAUUUCUUCAAAAGUGGCUCGUUGAUUAUCCAGAAUUCCUUUCUAAUCCUUUUUACGUUGGAGGGGACUCGUACUCUGGCAUUACAGUUCCAAUAGUUACUGAAAUGAUAUCUAAUGGUAAUGAGAGAGGAAUUAAGCCAUUUAUCCAACUUAAGGGGUACAUAGUUGGCAAUGGGUUAACCUUUCCAGAUGAAGGAAACUAUAAAAUUCCCUUUGCUCAUAGAAUGGCUCUUAUUUCAGACGAGCUAUACGAGUCCUUAAAAACAAAUUGCAAAGGAGAGUAUUUGGACAUUGAUCCCACUAAUUUAUUAUGUCAACAAGAUCUUCAAAUCUUUAAUCAGUUGAUUGAGGGAAUAUAUCCUAAUAAUAUUCUGGAGCCUAUUUGUUUGUCUGAUGAUUCUUCAACAUUAUCGUCUCUUAUUAUGUUGAAUGGACAAAGAAGGUUUCUUUACGAUAAGCAUCAAAAGCUCAAGAAUCCUGAUUUACUUCCUGGAUUAAAAUGUCGGGAUGAUUGGAACAAACUAUCUGGAUAUUGGGCCAAUGAUUAUCGUGCACGAGAGGCCCUUCAUGUCCGUAAGGGGACUAAGGGAGAAUGGGAGCAUUGCACUUCAAAUUUACCAUUCGCAAUGAUAAUCAAUAACACUAUUCCAUAUCAUGCAAGACUCAGCAAAAAAGGUUAUAGGUCUCUUGUCUACAGCGGUGAUCAUGACAUGCUUAUUACGUAUCUUUCGACACAAGCAUGGAUAAAGUUGUUAAAUUACACUAUUGUUGAUGAUUGGAGGCCAUGGAUGGUUGAAGGUCAAGUUGCAGGGUAUACAAGGACAUAUGCUAAUCGAAUGACAUUCGCUACUGUCAAGGGAGGUGGUCAUACUGCACCUGAGUUUCGCCCUUUAGAAUGCCAAGCUAUGUUUGAACGAUGGAUAUCUUAUAAAGAUCUUUAGUAAGGUCCAAAGUAUGGAAUACUAAAUUUAUUAUAAUUAAUGACUAAAAUUCAUAAAAUUAGUGUGUUAUGAAUUUAACAAUAAAAUGUAAUGGAAUAAAUGUUAUUUUAGG